This is a messenger RNA of Marmota flaviventris (yellow-bellied marmot), 3117 nucleotides long. It is a transcript of the gene Scnn1a, whose product is annotated as sodium channel epithelial 1 subunit alpha. The record is from RefSeq and is a predicted model, not a curated record. Gene Ontology annotation, biological process: sodium ion transmembrane transport. Lineage: Eukaryota; Metazoa; Chordata; Mammalia; Rodentia; Sciuridae. Gene Ontology annotation, molecular function: ligand-gated sodium channel activity. Gene Ontology annotation, cellular component: sodium channel complex; plasma membrane.
GGGCUCCCAAAGCCCUGAGCUCAGCCUGACCCUGACCAUCACCUCCCCAACCCACCUAAGGGCUCAAUGAAGGGGGACAAGCUCAAGGAGCAAGACCCUUGCCCUCCCCCACCCAUCCAAGGGCUCAUGAAGGGGGACAAGCGUGAGGAGCAGGGGCUGGGCCCCGAACCUGAAGUCCCCCAGCAGCCCACAGAGGAGGAGGAGGCUCUGAUCGAGUUCCACCGUUCCUACCGAGAGCUCUUCCAGUUCUUCUGCAACAAUACCACCAUCCACGGUGCCAUCCGCCUGGUGUGCUCCAAGCACAACCGCAUGAAGACGGCCUUCUGGGCCGUGCUCUGGCUCUGCACGUUCGGCAUGAUGUACUGGCAGUUUGCCCUGAUGUUUGAAGAGUACUUCAGCUACCCUGUCAGCCUCAACAUCAACCUCAACUCUGACAAGCUCGUCUUCCCUGCUGUCACAGUCUGCACUCUCAAUCCCUACAGGUAUAAUGAAAUUAAAUCGGAGCUGGAGGAGCUGGACCACAUCACUGAGCAGACGCUCUUUGACCUGUACAAAUACAAGUUCAACACGCGCCUGGCCAGUCCCCGCGGCCGUCGCGAUCUCGGGGGCACUCUGCCGCACCCACUGCAGCGCCUGCGGGUCCUGCCCCAGCCCCGCAAGGCCCGCAGAGCACGCGGCGCGACCUCCAGCAUGCGGGACAACAACCCCCAAGUGGACAGGAAAGACUGGAAGAUCGGCUUCCAACUGUGCAACCAGAACAAAUCUGACUGCUUCUACCAAACAUACUCAUCAGGGGUGGAUGCGGUGAGGGAGUGGUACCGCUUCCAUUACAUCAACAUUUUGUCCAGGCUGCCAGAUACUUCACCAUCUCUGCAGGAGGAGGCACUGGGCAACUUCAUCUUCACCUGCCGCUUCAACCAGGCCUCCUGCAACCAGGCAGAUGGAAUUCAGGGCGUCACACAUGCUAGGAAUUACUCUCACUUCCACCACCCAAUGUAUGGGAAUUGCUAUACUUUCAACAACAAGAACAAUUCCAACCUCUGGAUGUCUUCCAUGCCAGGAAUCAACAAUGGUCUGUCCCUGACAUUGCGCACAGAGCAGAAAGACUUCAUCCCCCUACUGUCCACGGUGACUGGAGCCAGGGUAAUGGUGCAUGGGCAGGAUGAGCCGGCUUUUAUGGAUGAUGGUGGCUUUAACCUGCGGCCUGGUGUGGAGACCUCCAUCAGCAUGAGGAAGGAAGCCCUGGAUAGGCUUGGAGGCAACUAUGGUGACUGCACUGAGAAUGGCAGUGAUGUCCCUGUCAAGAACCUUUACCCUUCUAAGUACUCGCAGCAGGUGUGCAUCCACUCCUGCUUCCAGGAGAGCAUGAUCAAGGAGUGUGGCUGCGCCUACAUCUUCUACCCAAAGCCUAAGGAUGUGGAGUACUGCGACUACAGGAAGCACAGCGCCUGGGGCUACUGCUACUAUAAGCUCCUGGGAGCCUUCUCUACAGACAGCCUGGGCUGUUUCACCAAGUGCCGGAAGCCAUGCAGUGUGACCAAUUACAAGCUGUCUGCUGGUUACUCACGAUGGCCCUCAGUGAAAUCCCAGGACUGGAUUUUCCAGAUGCUGUCCCUACAGAACAAUUACCCCAUCAACAACAGAAGAAGUGGAGUUGCUAAACUCAACGUCUUCUUCAAGGAGCUGAACUACAAGACCAAUUCUGAAUCUCCCUCUGUCACGAUGGUCACCCUCCUGUCCAACCUGGGCAGCCAGUGGAGCCUGUGGUUUGGCUCCUCAGUGCUGUCUGUGGUGGAGAUGGCCGAGCUCAUCUUUGACCUCCUGGUCAUCACAUUCCUCAUGCUGCUGCGGAGGUUCCGAAGCCGAUACUGGUCUCCAGGACGAGGGGCCAGGAGUGCAAGGGAGGUGGCCUCCACUCCACCUUCCUCCCUUCCCUCCCGCUUCUGUCCUCACCCUACAUCCCCAUCCUUGCCUCAACCAGGCCCUACUCCCUCCUCGGCCUUGACAGCCCCUCCACCUGCUUAUGCCACCCUAGGUCCCUGUCCAUCUCCCUUGAGCUCAGCAGGGGCCAGCUCCUCUGCCUGUGCCCUGGGAGAGCUCUGAUAGGGAACUUAGCCUACAGUGUUUCUCCCACCAAGGCCUGCGCUCCCCUGUGGCAGGGGCCCAGCCUUGGCAAGGUUAAAAGAUGUUUGGGGCUUCCUCUCAAAGCUUCUCACUGCCUUUGGUGUGGGGGAGGGAAGCAGGAUGGGUAAGGGGUCCAGGAAGUUGCCCAGAGAACAGUGGCCAAUGAAGCCACCCAGAACUGCUUUGGUCCUGCCCUGCAACCUCGGUCCUGCCCUUGAACACUCUGAUUUCCACACAAGUGCAAACAAGUCUCCUUUUCCCUUGGAUCAGCCAAGCUAAACUUGGAGUUUUGCCAAGGAACUUUCCUAGGAAACGACCAACAACCAGAACAAAACACAAACAAGGACAUACAAAGGCAUAUCUAGGUUUCCUACCCACAGUGACCAAAGCCAGCCCCAGGCUGGCCUGGCCACACUGCCAUCCAGUGAUACAGAUGUCUGCUCCUUUUCUUGAACUUGGGUGGGAAACCCCACCCGAAAGCCCCCUUUGUUAGCUCUUGGGCAAUUCCCCUUCACUGACUUCAGGGCAGGAGCUUGAGCAGACCAGUGUAGAAAGGUUUGGUCAUUCCCAGUCAUUCCCAAGACGCUUCUAGUCUCAUACUUCACACCCCUGCGGAGAUGCCCCAGUGCCUCUGCCCUGUGUCCUUCAUUCCCCUGCACGACUGCUCAAGCUAUUUCCUCAGCCUGAACACUUGCCUCACCAUCUGGAGGACUAUGCAUCCUUUAGAACCCUUUCAAAUACCAUUACUUCCUUGAAGGCUUCUGCUCCAUCUUGUCUUCCCCAGAAUUGAUCACCCACUCUCCUUUGGACUCCCAUGGCCCACUAUAACAUCUUCUGGACUGCUGAUGUUGCAUUAAACGUUUGUGUUCAUGUGUGUCUGCCUCCCCGACUAGACUGUGAGCUCCUUGUGGUCAUUUCUAUAUUCUCCAGGUCUAGCCCAGUGUCCCACUUGGAGCAAGUAGACAGGUUCUCAAUAAAUGUUUGUUGCAUAAA